Pseudomassariella vexata is the source of this 1312-nucleotide messenger RNA. RefSeq names its product Brix domain-containing protein. The record is from RefSeq and is a predicted model, not a curated record. NCBI's taxonomy places the organism in Eukaryota, Fungi, Ascomycota, Sordariomycetes, Amphisphaeriales, Pseudomassariaceae. The transcript is spliced from 7 exons. Gene Ontology annotation, cellular component: nucleolus. Bases 195 to 1145 code for a protein of 316 amino acids. Gene Ontology annotation, biological process: maturation of LSU-rRNA from tricistronic rRNA transcript (SSU-rRNA, 5.8S rRNA, LSU-rRNA); ribosomal large subunit assembly. Gene Ontology annotation, molecular function: rRNA binding.
UGUUCAAGAAGCUAGAAGCGUCCCGCCUCUUCAGGGAAGGCAGGUUUAGCAAAUUGCGAGUGCCUUGGGACGUCUUGCCAAUAGAUAAUUCCGACUGAACUUCCAGACGAAACCGAUCCAGCUGAUUGCUCGUUUCUGCAAAACGACUUUCAACACUCCCUCAGACAAAGUCAAUCGAACGAGCUCUAGACGCCAUGCUGCGACAAAUCAAACCCCGAACGGCGCGAAGCAAACGAGCUUUGGACAAGAAGGCGCCCAAAGAGAAUGAGAACCCCAAGACGGCCCUGUUUCUGCGAGGGACUACCUGCUCGCAAGUUGUUCAGGAUGCUUUGACCGACCUGCACUCGCUUCGCCAGCCCCUCGGCAAGAAGUUCACGAAGAAGAAUCAAAUACACCCCUUUGAAGAUGCCUCAUCCCUCGAAUUCUUCUCAGAGAAGAAUGAUACAUCCCUUAUUCUAUUCGGCAGCUCGUCGAAAAAGCGACCCCACACGGUGACUAUAUCCAGGACCUUCUCUCACAAGACUCUAGACAUGCUUGAGUUACAUCUGGACCCUGAAAAUUUCAGACGAAUUUCGCAGUUCAAAGGUCGCAAGGUCGUUGUUGGUCUGAGACCUAUGAUGGUGUUUUCAGGCACGGCAUUCGACAGCCCUGUGGAAAACGAAUACACCAGAGCAAAAUCUAUGUUCAUCGACUUCUUCAAGGGCGAGGUUUCGGAUAAGAUCGAUGUAGAGGGGUUAUCCUACAUCGUGGCCAUCUCGGCAGAUGAACCUACAGGUAACGAAGUCAAGCCUGCCAUACAUCUGAGGGUGUACACCAUCUCUACGAAGCGCUCUGGUCAACGGCUGCCUAGGGUGGAAAUCGAGGAGUGUGGGCCACGUAUGGACUUCCGUGUUGGCAGAAUGCAAGAACCUGACGAAGCUAUGUGGAAGGAGGCCCUCAAGAAGCCCAAGUCUGGCCUGGAGAAGACGAAGAAGAAUGUGACGACAGACACCAUUGGUGACAAGCUUGGAAGGAUUCACUUGGGCAGGCAAGACCUGAGUGAAUUGCAAACAAGAAAGAUGAAGGGACUGAAGAGAAAUCGGGAUGUUCUGGAUGCGGACGUGGACUCGGCUACCGAAGAUACACCCAAGAAGAGCAAGGCAUGAUUUCGUUACGCUGUCAAGGCUUCCUGGUCUGUACUGCAAAGCAUCUCGAUCCGGAGUUGGGAGUUGGUAAAAGGCAUUAUCUAGGGAGAUAUCAAGUCUAUCCAUGUUCUCAUGUUGUCAGAUGUCCAUUUUCAGUUUCAGUAACUUAUGGGAUACAAUUGUGCCGA